Messenger RNA from Chaetomium fimeti, 1263 nucleotides. RefSeq names its product glycosyltransferase family 8 protein. Gene Ontology annotation, molecular function: glycosyltransferase activity. The record is from RefSeq and is a predicted model, not a curated record. The coding region runs from base 1 to 1263 and encodes 420 amino acids. The transcript has 3 exons. Lineage: Eukaryota; Fungi; Ascomycota; Sordariomycetes; Sordariales; Chaetomiaceae.
AUGUUCUCGCGGGUGUUGGCAUUCUGGCAACAGGCGCCAUACUCACCCCUGAAUGGCAGCCCGGCCGCCGCCGAUGGCGGCCCGACAUCAUCUCCCUCACCAAAGUCCUGGCCCGGUGUAACGGCUCUCCUAGCGUCACGAAGGAUACGCCUCUUGGUGCCGACCGUCCUGAUCAUCUGCAUUUUCCUCUUCUUCGGGCAUCGCUACGAUGCGCUCUCCAGCCUCCCGGCAGGGUGGAGGAAGGAAGACAGCCCGACGUCAGACACCGGAGCGCCAACAAAACAACCGCCGAUCUGGGACCCGAGUACCGGCGCGCCGGCGAACGAUGGCACAGUCGACUGGUCGCGGUUCGCCUACACGCAGUACGUGACCGACAGCCACUACCUGUGCAACUCGGUCAUGCUGUUCGAGCGGCUGCACCACUUGGGCAGCCGCGCCGACCGCGUUAUGAUGUACCCGGCGCAGAUGUUCAACCCGAAUGCGGCGGCGGCGGUACCGGCGGCGGCGAACGGCCGCACGAGUGACGAUGCGCGGUUGCUGAUGAAGGCGCGCGACGAGUACGGCGUUAAGCUGGUACCCAUCCAGGUGCAGCGCCGCGAGGGUGCGGACGAAACCUGGGCCGAGUCCUUCACGAAACUCCUCGCUUUCAACCAAACCCAAUACACGCGCGUACUCUCGCUUGACUCGGACUCGGUAAUACUACAAAGCAUGGACGAACUCUUUCUCCUGCCACCCUGCCCCGUAGCAAUGCCGCGGGCAUACUGGCUAUACCCCGACAACAAGAUCCUCUCCUCGCAGUUGAUUCUAGCACAACCGAGCGCGGAUGAGUUCGCGCGGGUGCUGGCACGCGUGGAAGAGGCCGGGGGCAACGACUACGACAUGGAGAUCGUUAACUACCUGUACGGGGACAGCGCGCUGGUCCUGCCGCACCGGCCGUACGAUUUGGUCUCGGGCGAGUUCCGCGAGGCGCCCGACAAGCACGGCCGCUACCUCGGCAACGCGGACGAGCGGUGGGAUGCUGUCGCCGCGUUCAACGAGGCCAAGUUUGUCCAUUUCUCCGACUGGCCCGUGCCGAAGCCGUGGCUGGAUAUUGAGAAGACGAGGUGGAGCAAGCAGCCCGACUGUUUUGAGCGCGAUGGGGUGGCCAGCUGUGUGGAGAGGGAGAUAUGGAAUACGCUUUAUGAUGAGUUCAAGGAGAGGCGGAAGCGGGUAUGCACGCAUGUCCCUGGGGAGCACUUGCGCCGGCGGAGGCAACGGGGUUAA